AUGUGGGGGCAUCUCACGUCGUCCCUCCGCCGACUCACAGUGCGCUCUGGCGAGCCGCACACCGCGCCGGACAAGCCGCUCAUCGUCGUCUUCGGGGCCACCGGCGCGCAGGGCAGCAGCGUGGUGGCGGCGCUGCUGGCGAGCGGGCGCUACCGCAUCCGCGCCGUCACGCGCCACGCGGACUCGCCGCGUGCCGCCCAUCUGAGGGACGCCAAGGUGGAAGUGGCACAGGCCGACCAGGCGGACCGCCAGGCCGUGCGCGCGGCGCUGGAGGGUGCUUAUGGCGCGUUCGUG
Molecule: messenger RNA, 294 nt
Organism: Closterium sp. Naga37s-1
Lineage: Eukaryota; Viridiplantae; Streptophyta; Zygnematophyceae; Desmidiales; Closteriaceae
Source: the annotation of a GenBank genome assembly